This is a messenger RNA of Gossypium arboreum, 2174 nucleotides long. Its product is annotated as pentatricopeptide repeat-containing protein At4g19890. The record is from RefSeq and is a predicted model, not a curated record. The transcript has a single exon. Gene Ontology annotation, molecular function: protein binding. Lineage: Eukaryota; Viridiplantae; Streptophyta; Magnoliopsida; Malvales; Malvaceae. The coding region runs from base 1 to 2079 and encodes 692 amino acids.
AUGCUUCUCAGGCAGCAUGGAAUUAAACCCAGAUUAUCACCCAAUCCCCUCUUCACUCUCAAUCAGUCUUAUCUCCAUUUUAGCACAAAUCCCAUUGAUGCCCAAUCUCCAUUCCCAUCAUCUGAAACCCAAUCCUUUGUUAAAACAAUCUGUUCUCAAGUCUAUGAAUCGUAUCAGCAACAAGCCUUCUCUAGAUUUUCACCUCCAAGGCUCAACCUUAACAUCAAUCCUUAUUCUUUGACCCAUGAACAAGCCAUUUCAAUCGUUGCUUUUCUGGCUAAUGAAUCUGGUUCCAUGGUUGCUCUAAGUUUCUUUUACUGGGCACUUGAUAUCUACAUAUUUAAACGUUUCAUGAGGCUUUACAUUGUAACUGCCACUUCUUUGAUUAGAAACGGUAACUUUGAUAGAGCCAAUGAAGUAAUGCAAUGUCUGGUAAGAAAUUUUUCUGAACUCGGGAGGUUAAAGGAGGCCGUUGGGAUGGUUUUUGAGAUGCAAAAUCAUGGCUUGAAGCUAAAUGCUGAAACCUUUAAUUGUAUCUUGGGGGUUGGUUUGGAAAUGGGGUUGCUUGAUUAUUUGGAGAAAGUGUUUGAUGAAAUGUCUGAGAGAGGGGUGUGUGGGGUUUUUUGUAGUUAUAAAUUGAUGGUAGUUGGGUAUUGUAGAAUGGGGAGGGUUUCAGAGGUUGAUAAGUGGCUGAAAGAAAUGCUGGAAAGAGGGUUCAUUGUUGAUAAUGCUACUUGCACAUUGGUUAUCAGUUUGUUCUGUGACAAGGGUUUUGCAAAUCGAGCACUCUGGUACUUUGAUAAGAUUGUGAAGAUGGGAUUUAAGCCUAAUCUGAUUAACUAUUCUUGUUUGAUUAAUGGAUUGUGUGAGAAGGGUAGUAUAAAGCAAGCCUUCGGAAAAUUGGAAGAAAUGGUUAGGGAAGGAUGGAAGCCUAAUGUGUAUGUACAUACUGCUUUGAUCGAUGGGCUUUGCAAGAAAGGAUGGACUGAGAAGGCUUUUAGGUUGUUCCUUAAGCUUGUUAGGAGUGAUAAAUACAAGCCAAAUGUCCAUACAUAUACUUCUAUGAUCAGUGGUUAUUGCAGUGAGGAGAAGUUGAAUCGGGCAGAGAUGUUAUUGAGCAGAAUGAAAGAGCAAGGUUUGGUUCCUAACACCAACACAUAUACCACUCUUAUUAAUGGCCAUUGCAAAAUGGGAAGUUUUGACCGAGCAUAUGAAUUGAUGCGUGUAAUGGAUAAAGAAGGUUUUACUCCGAAUAUAUAUACAUAUAAUGCAAUUAUUUGUGGUCUCUGUAAAAGGGGAAGGGUUCAAGAAGCCUAUGAACUGCUUAGAAAUGGCCUUCUGCAUGGAUUGCAAGCUGAUAGAGUUACGUAUACCAUUCUCAUUACUGAACAGUGCAAGCAAGCUAAUACUGAGCUAGCUAUGGCCUUUUUUGGUAAGAUGAUUAAAGUUGGCCUCCUGCCUGAUAUGCAUUCAUAUAACACAUUGAUUGCAGCAUUCUGCAAGAAAAAGGAAAUGAAAGAGAGUGAGAACCUUUUUGAGGAAGCUUUAAGGCUUGGAUUGGUUCCAACCAAGGAAACUUACACAUCCAUGAUAAGUGGGUACUGCCGCGCUGGAAACUUAAGCUUGGGGCUCAAGUUUUUCAACAAGAUGAGUGACCACAGUUGUGUACCAGAUAGCAUCACAUACGGAACAUUGAUCAAUGGACUUUGCAGAGAGUCUAGGUUGGAGGAGGCAUGCCAGUUAUAUGAGACUAUGAUGGAUAAAGGGCUCUUUCCAUGUGAAGUAACUCGGUUAACACUUGCUUACGAGUAUUGCAAAAAAGGUGAUUCUGCCAUUGCCAUGGUUAUGUUGGAAAGACUAGAGAAAAAACUUUGGAUGCGCACGGUUAACACCUUGAUCAGGAAGCUUUGUAGUGAGAAGAAAGUGGGCAUAGCAGCAUUAUUCUUUCAUAGAUUAUUGGAUAAGGAUCGCAAUGUUAAUCGUGUAACUUUGGCAGCAUUCGUUACUGCAUGUUAUGAGACUGACAAGUUUGCUCUUGUCUCUGACCUGAAUGAAAGGAUCUCUAAAGGAAUUGGUUAGGGCAAAUGGUCUAUGUAUUCAAUCAAAACCUUUUCUGCUGAAGCAGGUAACAUGUCAAGAAAUGAAGUUCCCUUUUUUGAGUUUUUCAAAAAGAA